AUGGACGCGCCCGAGGACGGGCUUGGGCGGCAGGCGAGGGUGCAAUCGUAUAGCGAGAGUCUCGUCUUCGAGCCUGGACAGGUUGUGGACCUGGCUCUUGCGAACCCGGGGCAAGAAGUCAUUCAUGCUGGUAUCCUCUACCGGAAGAACGACCCAUUAAAGCGGAGUCCAGCCCAUGUCGAGUUCCUCACACUUAACAGCCUCACCAACCGUCAUGUCCAACGCUCCAACACGCUCUCACCCAUGAUCCAAGACCGCGCGAGCACCGUCUUCGUCUCCUCCUUCUCGCACUCCACUCCGCACGACCUCAGCUCGACCGCGAGCAACGGGAACGCGUUCUACCCUCUCUCCUUCCACGCUCGACGCGAGCAACGCAUGGCGGAGCUGGGCCUCUUCCACGGCACGGACGCUUCCGCGAUGGCCUUCGGCUUCGUGCGCGAUGGAGAGAAAGUGAGCGACGCAGAGACUGAACCUGUUGGACGUGUUCUCGUACGUUUCGGGUAUUCCCCGGCACAACGUCUCAUGCAACUGGUACAGUCGCAACCGUGGUGGAGGGCCGUGAAGCGGAUGAAGCAUUUGGGGCCGUAUUAUGAACCGACCAUGGCCUUGUGGCAACUAGGCAACUGGCUCCAGAUCUGCAUGCUCAUGCAAUCUGUUCUCGAGUGCAAAGAUGCCGCACGGUUCCGCCAAGGACCGGGUCUUUGCACCCCUCAAUAUGGCUUCCGCGACGAGCCGGGUCGUGACGCGGUCUCAAGAUCUCAUGGGUCGCGCGUUCAAUGGCGCCCGUCAGAUCGGAUGGGUGUCGAGCUUCUGGCCAACUUGCCACUGCUUGGUCUCUUAGGCGGGGGCCCUUAUUGCUUCCGCUUCCGACGUGGAGGCGUCGAUCCGGAGAACGGGCAGGUCGUGAUUCCGGCAUCGAUCUUCAAGCGACUCACAACCAUGUACUCGAUCGAGAACGGCGAACUCACGAACCCACAGGAGUCUGUCGCUGGCCAGAGCCCUGGUUGGGUUCGCAUGUCGAUCCAAGACCAUGAUUAUAGUGAUGACCCUAACCCAGGACCGAUUUUUGACACGCGUGUUCAAUUUCGAGUCGCCUCGAGGGAUUCCACUUGA
Epithele typhae is the source of this 1113-nucleotide messenger RNA. RefSeq lists its product as uncharacterized. The transcript has 8 exons. The record is from RefSeq and is a predicted model, not a curated record. NCBI's taxonomy places the organism in Eukaryota, Fungi, Basidiomycota, Agaricomycetes, Polyporales, Epitheliaceae. Bases 1 to 1113 code for a protein of 370 amino acids.